AUGAAAGUCUCAACGGCUCGCCAUGCUUCUCGGAGGGCCUUUGCGGUCCUUUCUGGCAGGACGAUCCCAGCGUCGUCUGUUCUGCGACCAGCUAGAGCCGCGGCUACAUCGGCUUCUCACGUUAGCUCCUUAGCGUCUGUCCCGUGUUUUACCGUUGGCGGUUCCUCGUCUUCUUCGAACAGAACCGCGUUCGGAAGUCAAAGGGUAUUUCAAAAUUCUCUGGGUAUAUUUUUGAACGCCGGUUUUUCCACGUCACUUUUGAUGAACGCCUGUUUAUUUCCAUUUGUUGUAGCUUAGUCUAGUCAUCUUCAAUUUCUCAAAUGAAGUUGAAGACUAUAAUACCUCAACACUGUUCAUUUAUUCUCGACCUGCAGUUGUUUCAUCCAACAUGGAACAAAAUUUACAUCCCAUUUCAACAGCGUACGAUCUACGUCAUCGCCGAAGAAACUCCAAACCCAGAAUCCCUGAUGUUCUACCCCCAAGACCACGACGUCCUCGGCACUGCGGCUAAAACGAAAACCUUCACCGACAAGGCCUCAGCCCAAGGCACCUCUCUCCUUGCCACUGCCUUAUUCAAAGUACACGGCGUUGCCAGUGUCAUGCUUGGAGCCAGACAUGUCACGGUAACAAAGCAAACCGAUAUCGACUGGACCCUAGUGCAGCCCAAUAUUGAACUGGUGAUGAGCCAGUUCUUCGCGGCUGGACUGGAGCCUAUGCAGAAAGACUUAAUAGAAAGGUUUGGCGAUGGGGAGAGAAGAAUGCGCGAUGCGAGAGCUGAUGGGAUCGAGGAGUCGGAGGUACAUUUAUUUAUAUAACUUUUAUGUAAGUACAUAUUUAUGCACUGGAGGAGCUUGCGGGGGAAGUGAUUAUACUAACUGGUGAGUUAACUUAGGUGAGAGAAAAGAUACGCUCUCUGGAAGGUUCCUGGACGACAGUCGACAAAAAAUGUCGGCUGAGGGACCAACUAGGGAGAGGGUUGGGGGCAACGGGCCCCGCGAACCCCGUCGUGUGCGGUGCAAAAAAUGCACUCACGCGCGACGCCGCCGGUCGAUGCAAUGGCGCAUCUCGGCGAAGGCGAACCACGGUUCGCGCCUCCGCGGAGGCUCGGGUGCGGUCGGGUGAGAGCGUUAAUGCUACACCCACGGGGCGGAGUUCACAUGCAGAGCGGAGCAGAGCGGAGCGGAGCGGAGCGGGCUGCCGGCGCACGGGCCAAAGCGCUCGUGCGUAGGCCGCGGGAGGGCCAACGCGCCCUCCGGCGGUGCGGUGGGCAGGCGCGUGGCGCCCAGUGGGGGGUGCUGGGGAGCUCGUAAAAAUCGAGUUCCGCCGCGCGCGCGGCGCGCCAUCCCCUCGCGGGGCAAAAAUCGCCGCGAGGGUUUGGCGCUUGUGGCAGCACAUUUUCGUAACCUCAAGCUGAAAGCUAGCUUGGGCAGGUCAAAAAACUUUUCUUUUUCCCAAAAAUCCAGGGACUUUCUGUGCGCGUAUAAUCGCAAUCUAGAAACUAGUGACUAGUAGUGCCCCCGCACUCUGGUUUUCAGCAAAACAAAAAACAAAAUGACCUCCCUGAAAAGCGUCGGAGACCUCGUCAUCCACACAGGCAAAAAUCCUGUGGGGAGCGAGGACGUCGACGAGAAGGGCAAAGCCCUUCUGAAACUGAUCGACGGAUCACUGUUUCACCCCUCCAUGGCGGAGGCCAUGGAGGCGCUGCAAAAGCAGCUGGAGGAGAAGACGCAGUAUGAGGAUAAACUCAUCUUCUGCGCAAACAUCCAGGACUGGAUUGCAGCACUCCGACAGAUGGUCGGUGAACUUCCGGAAACGGAAUUCAUCGACACGGUCAAAAAAGACCUGGAGGACCCGCGCUUCGUGGGGGAAGGUGGAACCCUAACCGAACAGGGCACCACCUUGAUGUGGUUCCACUUGUGGUUGGGCGCAUACCACGAGGAACUAACGGCCGAACCCUGGGCCUCGAAGUCUCUGAUUAAAAAAGAGACUUUUGAAGCCGGCGCGAAGCUCGCCGAAAAACGAAAGUUUCGGGAGGAAAACCCGCAGCUGAACCUGGCGGAAGUCCCGGCGCAGACCGCCAAAAAGGAGGUGAUAGUCCGCUACCUGAUCGAGCGCACCAACAAAGAGGUGCUCAACGACUGGGACGCGAAGCCGGCCAAGACGCCGUGGACGUCGGUCCGCAAGGCGCACGAGGAGGAGGACCGAAAGCUCCUCGAAGAAGAGGAGAAGCAGCGCAAGGCGGAGCUCGAAGCCAAAAAGAAAGAGGAGGAGGACUCCGUGGACUUCGCCGACAAAAGCGAAGAGUCCUCCGAGGAGCCGCCGGAGACGGCAGCUCUGUUCAAAACGUUCGCGAAGAAGACCGCAAAGGCCAUCGCAACGGCUUUGAACAGCAGCGGAGAGGACAAAAUCCUCUCCUAUGACGACACGCGCCCGGCUAGCGAAGGAGAAAAAUUCUUCGUCUACCGACGCGUAAACGGCGUCGAGAAGAAAACAGAGGUGAAAGUCGUCUGGCCUUCCGUCUUAACUCCGGGCGAGGAAGUCGCAGACGCACAGGAGCAGUAUAAAAACUGCUUCUUCACGAACGGAGAAAAAGCCUCUAAGCAGGCGAACCACGUGCUCACCGCGUUAUUAAAACACGUGGAAAAGCACGGCCUCCGCUCCGUUUUCGACGUGGACGAAAACAGCGUCCUGAACACGACGGCAGGCCAACGCCUCAACCAAAAGGCGCUGGCGCUGCUCUUCGGAGCAUACGCGGCCGCAGGCAUCUGGGGCGAAGCCCAGGUGGGAAAAAACCAACCCAAGGUCUCAAACUGCGCCAUCGCAGGCUUUAACGGAGACAACCUGCAGCGCACAAACAGCGCGUUCCAGAACCUGGUCCGGAAACAGGUCGUCGCCAGCGUCCCGGCUGACUACUGGGACAGAUGCAACCUGGACCAGUGCUGGGAGACGCUGCGCCGCGUGGAAAGCGCCAUCAACGGCGCCACCGACCUGCAGCCCUUCGACUUCAUGACCGAGUUCAACGAGAACUUCCCAGAAAUCGCCAUCAAAAAAAUGAUGGUGUUCUUGGGAUUCAUGAAGGAAGGCUCCCGCAGCCUCGACGCGCUCCAGCAGAAGAUGAAGCGCUGGGAGACCGGGCUGGUGAACAGAUACAUGUUCAACCUGCUGGCCUGGUACAACCACUUCGGUCUCCACCUCAUCGACGAGGCGCGCUACACGGACGAGGAAGACGGGGGAAAAAUCAAACCGCCCGUCCAAAAAGCGUUCUUCAAGGAGAACAUGGAGGAAAUCAAAAAUGAAAUGUUCUCCAUGCGAGACGCCGAGGCGAGCUUAGGCAAGCCGAGAAGCGAACGUGUGACAGUCACACUGCGCUCUCGUAGCCACAGCCGCCGCCGCAGCGAAUCGCGAGAGCGAUCGGCGAGCGAAGGCCCGCAAAACCCGUUCGGCAGCGACGCCGACAGCGGCGGGGACGACGACACGGGCACAACCAUGCCGAGCGACACUUGGUUGGAGAGUUUGGAUCUGGAAAAAACAGAUUUCAACCCGGCCAUGGACCCAGUCCACAACCGCCGCCUCGACAAACGUGUCGACGUGGUGCUAGCCGAGCGCCGAAACGCGAAGGGAGGAACACGCACCACAUACUACGUGUACUUCCCUCAAACCGGCUUAGUGGAGCCGUCCGCAUUGAAGUCCCUGAAAAAUAUGGGACUCAUGCUUCCGCCGGCGGUAUGCCACUGGUUCCACGCGCACAAAGCGCAUGCGGUGCAGUCAGGCUGUCGCAACGACGCUCAACACCUGGAAUGCACACACCACCACCUCAUCGACCGCAACCGUCCUCCCCCAGACAUCACUAUCGCCAAGAGAACGUGGGCAGAAGUGAUCCGCUCGCAAAAAGAGCUGGCCGAAGUCCUCUUCUCGGCCCGGUUGGCAGGGCGAAACAUCAACCAGCAGCCAACCGGCACAGCGGCAAAACGAGCGGCAGCGAAGGACAAGGAAGCAAUCCGCCACCCGAAAGACUUCGUAAAACCGAAAGUCCAGCCGAUGAAGGCGAUGAAGGCCAAAAACGGCCGAACACGCCGCCAACCGAAAGGACCCCAGCGAAGCGACGCAAACGCGGUUCCGCUGGGACAACGGCAUCGCAACGACAGUCGCGAAAAAGACAAUCGUGGCCGCAACAAAUCGAAGCGAUCGAACGAGCGCAAAAACAGCCGCUCACGCGAUCGACGCCGAUAAAUCGAGAGUGAUGGAGGGAAAAAUCCUCCUGGGGAGAGACGUGAAGGAGCACGUUGGGAGCAAACGCUCCCUCGCGGUGUGGUGGAAGGAGCCACGCACAAGCUAGAACGCGACUAGCUGGAAGAAAAAGGCUACCGGCCUCGAGGACAACAAAUCCUCGAAAAACAGAAUGCAAAAGCAUUCGCCAUAAGCCCUCUGGUCAAAUUACCAGGGGCACCGGACCAUUAUUAAGUUAGUGGCGGAACAAUAAAUUCGUCCUUUUUGACAGAGUAAAAAACACUCUAGUUGAGAGGGAGGAAACAAAUCAAACCACCAGUGACGACUGGUGGCCGAAAGGGAAAACGCGGCGGCGGCGGCGCAGUGUUCGAGGGAGUGACGUGUUACAUCUCGUCAAGCUAAAAAGAGGGAAAACAGAGUGGGAAGGAGUUACGAGUAAGUAAAGAAGCUAGGCUGGGGAGACCACUUCAUGAGAUACGGCAGGAGGCCAAGAUCCAUGGUGGAGGUUCGCCUAAGCAGCCGCACGAACCAGCCUAGACAAAAAAGUAAGUAAGGACGAGAGAACAAACUAACUAAAUAAAAACUAAAAAGAACGUUAGAGGGAACAACAGCGAGAGAUAAAUAAAAAAGUAACAUUAAAUAAAUGUCGAAGCGGGCGGACGCACUGCGCAAAGCUGUCGAUCUAAACGACGACGAGCUGCGCGCCAUGGGAGAAGCCGACUCCACGACUAGAAACAAAAAGUCGCGAGUCGCCUUCUUCCUCGACUGGCUAGCGGCCAAGGGUGAAAAGCUACCCGUGAGGCCGGAGGCGGUGCAAAGAUUCGCCGCCUUCCUAGUGUUCAAUGAAUACACCUCAGUCGCGCAGUACACAUCCAGCAUCAUCAUGUGGCUGGUAGAACCGCCACCCGCGGAUGGCCCGCAGCGGCUAGUCGAAAGCCCCGCCAUUCUCCGAAACAUCGGGGACGUGGAAAAGGCAAUUGAACGAACAAUCCAAGACCACAACCCGAGGAAAGCAAAGCCUUUCCUACCGGGUACGAAGCUCGAGGCGCUAAAGGCAAAAGACCAAAAAAUGGUCCUCCUUUGGGCGCUAUCGGGAUUGCGGGGCGACAGCAUCGCGGCGGUGGACGACACGGACAUCUCCAAAAAAGGAGACGUGUGGCGCAUCCACAUAUCCGAAGACAAAAUCCGCAAACAACGCGGUAGGAUAAUAGAAAUCCACUGCAAUUGCGACACCAACGCAAAAACAGCUGGUGCACGAAGUCGCUUUUGCCCGAUGCACGGCGAAGGCGCUGUUAUGAGAUCUGAUUUCCCAUUAGGCAAGGCCAGGAUAAGUAGCUUGGCGAAGGGAAUUAGCGGCACGCUGCACAGCUGCAGGAGAGGACUCGCAUUGGCAACGCGACGCGAGUGGGAGCAAGGGAAAAUCUCCGUGAAGGAGGAUGAAUUCCUCACCCACAUGGGCUGGGAACAGUCCAGCAAAAUGUGGGACGAGUACACAGCCGACCACAAAACGUGGGAGGCUUCGGAAUUCAUCCCGCUGCACGGAUUGCGCAGGCGGUGGCCCUCGGGGGGGGGUCCACCCCCGCGCGUCUUCGUGCAGCCCAAGGCGGUCCAAGAGGACACCUUGGUCAAGCGGACGAUCAAGAUCACCCCCAAGCAGAAGCUACAGAAGAAAGGGCGGAUUCAACAGAAUACCGUUACCAAAAAGGUGACGGCCCUAGCGCCAAAGAGCGCCAGUAGCAGCGGCUCAGGGGCACUCAAAGCAGUACCGGGUACAAAAAACGUACGCACCUGGCGGUUCUGAACCUCCAGUCGUCGGGAAAAGGAUGGAAGGCGCACCAAGGAGGCGUCGAGAAAGGAUGGCCCAAAGGGCUGGAGGUUCAAAGUGACCUUGUCCCCCAGCGGGGGGACAACGCCUGCUACUGCCGAGGGAUUAGCCGCGCACCCGGGCCAAAGCGCCCCGGACCAAAGCGUCCGACGCGAAGAGCGAGCACCCGAAACCUCGCGGGUGCCGGUUGAUUGACUCGUAGGGCGACGGUGCACGAACACCGGCCGAGCCGCGAGAGGGGUUACGACACCCGGACGUUGGUGUGCAACUCUCUCUGGGGAGGUAAAGGCCUCCCGCCACGCUCCGUGGCAAAUUUAUGGGCCGUAGGUGCAACGACCGGCGCCGGCAAAGACCUGGGUCUGCCGAGCCAGCCUACCGUGCUGCCACAGCACUAAAAAGUAUAACUCACCAGUAGAUUUAGGAUCCCCGGGGGUUAAGUCUCCAGUUUGUAUAUAUAUAACUUUUAUUGUUCGGGUACAAAAUAUAGGAACAAGAAUUUGGGGAUGUAGGUAAAAGGCUAAGAUUUUUGUUCACCUUUACAAGAAUGACAAUACAAAAUAUAUCAACAUCAGAUGGAUAGAAGUAUCAUUCAAUCAUCACCUAAAUUUGAUUACUCACACUCAACUACAGUCCACCGGCGCCGCCUCCCCCGAAGAAUUCGAAAGAGAGCUCCUGGAGCUCUUAGAGGAGCGCGUCCAGCCCUUUGUCCAGCAGGAUGGUGGAGAUGUAGAGUAUGUGAAGACUGAAGAUAACGUCGUCUACCUCAAGAUGAUGGGCGCUUGUAGCGGUUGUCCAAAGAGUGGGAUUACACUCAAUAUCCAAAUCAAGGAACUUGUCCAGCACUACUUUCCACAUAUCGUGGAUGUAAGGGAGUGGGUAGAUCCGAAUGAAGAUGUGAUACCUAGGGGGCAUUGAGCAGAAUGAAACCUGGAUUCAGGUUUGAGCAGAUAGUGUCAGGGACUCGAAUUUUUAUUUUUUGGCUGGUUUGAUAGACGAUUUAACCUCUUGCCCUUGAGGAACGAACGGUAAGACAUUUUACUGACGUCUCCGUAGAUAAAAAUUUCCCAAGACCCAAACUCAAUCUUAUCACAGACUUCUGUAGAGCGGUCUGUUUUUGCGGAAAGUUGUUAUGAAAGGGCGAGCCGUGACGCAAGAAGAGGUCAGAGUAGCGUUUCCAACUACCGGAGCCGUGACGCAAGAAGAAGUUAUAGUACCGUUUCCAACUGAGAUGAUCAUGAUAUUUACAAAAUCGUAUAAUUGCAGAGAGAGAGCGGGGAAGAGUGCAACAAGCUGAAUAUAAUAUGGCAUCGGUUGUAUUAUCAAACACAGACGGAAUAAAACUACGAUGAAUUUAUAGAGGCUAAACUCGACAGAAAAAAUCGCUAUCAUUUUCUGUCAUAACAGAAGAAGAGGGAGUUAAAAAAACAAAGACAAACCAAAGCGUUCGCAACAUUAG
Molecule: messenger RNA, 7508 nt
Organism: Amoebophrya sp. A25
Lineage: Eukaryota; Dinophyceae; Syndiniales; Amoebophryaceae
Source: the annotation of a GenBank genome assembly